AUGGAUGAUUUUCAUGAAGGCAUUGUCUUCUAUAAUUGUCAUAAGUUUGCCUUCCUCUACCCUGGUCAUAUUUUCACCAUUUGGGAAUGGCGAACGAUUACACGUGAGAAUCACUAUGUUAUAACUGAACCGGUACUGCCAUCGGAUAAAUGUUUUGGCCGAAUUCAUGGAAGGCAAGAACCCAUUUUAUCUUUGGGAGAUUCAGAUAGUAGUGUUCCUAAGGUUGCUUCAACAAAAGCUUCAGAGGAUGAGCACUGCUUCAAGUUGCUACAUCCAAUCAUCCGUCCAUUGUUUUUCACUGAUUCUCGCGAAGAAUACGUUAUUCGACUGAAUCGUACUACUAGCGGGAUAAAGCCACCCGGAUUCAUACAUCUUCAAGGAAAAAAGGACAAGUUGAAGGUACAGUUGAGAGCGCGAAAGUCAAUCAAUCAAUUAUUAAGAACGAAAGGUGGAUCAGACGAAACGGUUUUGCUAACAAAUCAAG
Messenger RNA from Funneliformis geosporum, 484 nucleotides. Lineage: Eukaryota; Fungi; Glomeromycota; Glomeromycetes; Glomerales; Glomeraceae. The record is from the annotation of a GenBank genome assembly.